This is a messenger RNA of Neodiprion fabricii, 4212 nucleotides long. RefSeq names its product cullin-associated NEDD8-dissociated protein 1 (gene Cand1). Gene Ontology annotation, biological process: protein ubiquitination; SCF complex assembly. Lineage: Eukaryota; Metazoa; Arthropoda; Insecta; Hymenoptera; Diprionidae. The coding region runs from base 299 to 4015 and encodes 1238 amino acids. Gene Ontology annotation, cellular component: nucleus. The record is from RefSeq and is a predicted model, not a curated record. The transcript has 17 exons.
UAGAACACGUAUUCAGUAUUAACAUUUCCUACGUCCGUGGUACUAACCGUCAAGUUUCGGCACUUCACAGUACUUCGUACAGAGGGUGGAAAUGUUGCUUACCGUGGUAUCUCAAUAGAAAUAUUUUUUAUGGUGAUUUUUGACUCACCACGGAAAGUUAAGAGUAAUAUAAAUCUUGUGUCUUGACGGCACGGUUUAACACACGAGUUGACUAUUUCAAUACUUGCAUUUCAUUAUCGGUACCGUGCCGCGAUAUAAACAAUAAUUCGGCCGGCUGUGGACAUUUUUACCCAUUACCAUGGCUAGCGUUUCGUAUCAAAUAGCAAAUUUGCUGGAAAAGAUGACAUCCAGCGACAAGGAUUUUAGAUUUAUGGCAACGAACGAUCUAAUGACUGAAUUACAAAAAGAUAGUAUAAAACUUGAUGAUGAAUCAGAACGAAAAGUUGUCAAAAUGCUUCUCAGAUUGUUGGAGGAUAAAAAUGGAGAAGUGCAAAAUCUUGCCGUUAAAUGUUUGGGUCCUUUGGUCAACAAAGUGAAGGAAUAUCAAGUGGAGACAAUUGUCGACGCUCUCUGUGCCAAUAUGUUAUCUGAUAAAGAACAACUCAGGGAUAUAUCGAGUAUAGGUUUAAAAACCGUUAUUUCGGAGCUGCCGUUAGGAUCAAAUGCACUCGCAGCUAAUGUUUGCAAGAGGAUCACAGGUCGCCUUAGUAGUGCUAUUGAAAAGCAAGAAGAUGUACCUGUACAACUCGAGGCUCUUGACAUCCUUGCAGACUUGUUAUCUCGAUUCGGAGCUCUCCUGCUAACUUUUCAUCCGACAAUUUUAGCAGCUCUGUUACCACAGCUGUCUUCUCCACGACAGGCUGUAAGAAAGCGCACUAUUGUAGCUCUCAGUCACCUCGUCACAUCGAGCAACAAUCAUUUGUAUAACAAACUUUUGGACCAUCUUUUGGAUGGACUCACGUCUCAAAAAGUUAAGAAUGUUAUUCGAACUUACAUACAAUGCAUUGCCUCGAUCUGCCGUCAAGCAGGCCACAGAUUUGGAGAACAAAUCGAAAGAGUGAUGCCAUUUAUUGUACAGUACAGUAACGAGGAUGACGAUGAACUAAGAGAGUACUGUCUCCAAGCAUUCGAAUCUUUUGUAUAUCGCUGUCCAAACGAGAUUACUCCACACAUAAACAAGAUCAUCGAGAUUUGUUUGUCUUAUAUAACAUACGAUCCAAAUUAUAAUUAUGAUGAUGAUCUGGGUGAACAAUCGGAUGGAGAUUGGGUAGUUAUGGAAACUGAGGAGGAUGGUGAAGAAGACGGAGAAGAUGAGUACUCAGAUGAUGAUGAUAUGAGCUGGAAAGUACGCAGAGCGGCAGCAAAGUGUCUUGAGGCUGUUGUUUCGACCAGGCGUGAAUUGCUCCCUGAAUUAUACAAAGUUGUUUCCCCAGCACUUAUCACCAGAUUCAAGGAGCGAGAAGAAAAUGUCAAGUCUGACAUCUUUCAUGCGUACAUUGCAUUAUUGAAGCAAACAAAGCCAACAACGGGUUUAGCACUUGAUCCUGAUUCUAUGGAAGAGGAAGAAGGGCCGCUUUCACUGCUUCAACAGCAGGUGCCACUGAUAGUUAAAGCGGUUCACCGACAGAUGAAAGAGAAAAGCAUUAAAACUCGACAAGAUUGUUUUUCCUUACUCAAAGAACUUGUACUGGUCUUGCCUGGCGCUCUGACGAAUCAUAUCCCUGCACUUAUUCCUGGUAUACAAUACUCUCUUGGCGAUAAAAAUUCUUCGUCAAACAUGAAAAUUGACACUUUAGCAUUUAUUCAUACUCUGCUGGUAACUCACCACGCUGAAGUUUUUCAUACUCACAUGGCAGUUUUGGCACCACCUAUAAUAGCAGCUGUAAGCGACUCUUUCUACAAAAUUACAGCUGAAGCUUUGCUGGUAUUGCAGCAAUUGGUGCAGGUCAUCAGGCCCCAUGGUAAGCCAUGCAAUCCUGAGUUUGCAGCAAUUUCUCAUGAGUUAUAUCUCUCUACACUGAUUCGACUUAAAACAUCAGAUAUAGACCAAGAAGUGAAAGAGCGCGCCAUAGCAUGUAUGGGGCAAAUUGUAGCACACCUCGGCGAUUUUCUUCAUCAUGAAUUGCCUGUGUGCUUGCCCAUUUUUCUCGAUAGACUGCGCAAUGAGAUUACACGUCUUACAACAGUCAAAGCACUAACUUGUGUUGCUGCAUCACCACUGAGAGUAGACCUGAAACCAAUUAUUGAGGAAGCAAUCCCAAUUCUUGGUUCAUUCUUGAGGAAAAACCAGCGAGCGCUAAAGUUGUGCUCCUUAUCUCUUCUGGAUACCUUAGUACGUAAUUAUAGCGCCGCCAUGCAUACGGACCUCCUGGACAAGGUUACAGCUGAAUUGCCUCCCUUGCUAAACGAAGCUGAUCUGCACAUAGCGCAAUUGACACUUACUCUCCUGACUUCCAUUGCUAAGCUGCAUCCUGUUGCUCUGACAAGGGUGUCAGAUAAUAUACUUCCAGAAAUACUUGGAUUGGUUAAAUCUCCGCUUCUCCAAGGUGCGGCGUUAAAUUCCUUGUUGGAAUUCUUCCAAGCUCUGGUUCAGGCACGUAUCCCGGGUUUAGGCUACAGAGAACUUUUGUCAAUGCUCAUAGCGCUGGUUAGCCAACCUCAGACUUCAGUGCUGCACAAGCAAGCAUAUCAUUCUCUGGCAAAGUGUGCCGCAGCCCUGACCAUCACAUGGCAUCAGGAGGCUCAAGGAGUUGUUGAACAAUUUUUAAAAGAUGUUCAAAAUCCACACAGUGACUCGCAACACAUCUUUGCAUUGCUGGUCAUUGGAGAAAUAGGCAGACAUGUAGACCUGAGCAGAAUCAGUUCGCUCAAGCACGUGAUACUGAAUUCAUUCUCAUCGCAUUCUGAAGAAGUCAAAUCAGCUGCUAGUUACACAUUAGGCAACAUAGCUAUCGGGAAUCUUCCAGAAUAUCUUCCGUUUAUCCUCCAAGAGAUUGAGGCGCAACCCAAGCGUCAGUAUCUCCUGUUGCACUCCUUGAAAGAGAUCAUCACAAGUCAGUCUGCGAGCCCGUCUGGUGUAUCUCACCUCCAAAAUUUUGUGCCAUCGAUCUGGUUGCUGCUCUAUAGGCAUUGCGAGUGUACAGAGGAAGGAACUCGCAAUGUGGUAGCCGAAUGUCUUGGAAAACUCACUCUUAUUGACCCUGCCACUUUGUUACCGAGAUUACAGGAAUCUUUGAAAUCGUUAUCAGCUUUAAUGCGUACUACGACAGUCACUGCUGUUAAAUUUACCAUUUCGGAUCAGCCUCAGCAGAUCGACCCGAUGCUGAAGCAAUGCAUGGGACAUUUCUUGGUUGCGUUGGAAGAUCCAGACUUGAAUGUUCGAAGAGUAGCUCUCGUAGCUUUCAAUUCUGCAGCUCACAACAAGCCUAGUCUGAUUCGUGAUCUUCUUGAAAUGGUACUGCCCCAGCUUUAUGCUGAAACAAAAAUCAAAAAAGAGUUGAUAAGACAAGUUGAGAUGGGGCCUUUCAAGCACACUGUAGAUGACGGCUUAGAUUUGCGGAAGGCAGCAUUUGAAUGCAUGUACACACUGCUCGAUUCGUGUCUAGAUCGACUUGACGUCUUUGAAUUCUUGAAUCACGUUGAAAAUGGUCUGAGAGAUCACUAUGACAUCAAGAUGCUGACGUAUCUCAUGACUGCACGGCUCGCUCAGCUGUGCCCCACUGCUGUCUUACAGAGGCUAGAAAGAUUAGUUGAACCCUUGAAAAGUACCUGCACUAUGAAGGUGAAAGCUAACUCUGUGAAGCAGGAGUACGAAAAACAGGACGAAUUGAAGCGAUCUGCAUUGAGAGCAGUUGCUGCGCUGUACACAAUACCCGAUGCUGAAAAGAAUCCCUCUCUGAGUGAAUUUGUGGGUCAGAUAAAGGCAAAUGCAGAACUGCAGCCACUAUUUGAAGUGAUACAAAAGGACUGUACAGGAAGUACCAUGAGCGAAACUAAUAUUAUGGAUCAAAGCUAAAGAUUAAUGAUUUAAUUUUUGUAACUUAUAGACACCGUCGGUUAAGUACUUGUGGUAAUAUUAUUCAUAGUUUAUUUCUACAUGCUAUAUUUUCAAUUAUUUCAAAUUUAACAUAGUUUUUGAAAAAAUGUGAUUUCCUGUAGUGCGUUGUGUAUAAACUUAAAAAUAAAUUUACCCUACGGUAAGCAUUUUCUCAU